GGAAACAUCAACAAUACAAAUAUAUAUACACAUCAGGGUCGAUCAUUUGAGUGUAGAACCUUAAGAUAAUUUUAAGUUUUCAGCAAAAACAAGUGGUAGCAAUGGGUCAAGAAAAUCCUACUAUCACAACUGCAUCUGAUCAAUGGACGUCAGGUAAAACGAGAACACAAGCAGUCGCCAACCUCGAAGACAACGAAGCUGUAGGCGAAGACACCUACUUCGGCGAGACAAUCUCAAGUCACCCAACCCCAAGGAUCCGGAAGCGCAAGGAAAAACGCUACCUUCACAAAAACCGCCUCCCACCACCCUCGUCGCCACCACACAAGAAAACCAUGACGGACUCAACUACCCUUUCGAAAGACAAAUGGAGUCAUUUCAUGAACAUGAUGGCGAAGCAAUUGAACAAGAUAGAUCUGAUGGAAGCUCAAAUAAAUCAGAUGGCCAACAACCCAGCCAGAGACAUCAUCCCGAAAAGUCGGGCUGAGAGUGACCGCAAGCUAAGCUCCGUGUGUCCAAACCUACCGAACAACCUGAAGGAAAAAAACAAUCAAGGUAUACUCAUAUCCCUACAAGAUAUGAAGAAGAUACUCUGUGUGAACGCAGAAUCCUCUAAUCUGCAGAAAGUAUUCACUCACGGCGAGAACGAUUUGUUUGCUAAUUGGACGGCUCACCUAGCAGCAUCACUACUACACACCCCAGAGCUUAUGACAUACAAGUGUAUCGCUGACCACCUAAAGUAUCAAGCCAUUGUAUGCGAAUACUCCAAGAUUAUGUAUCCAGAAGAAGUUGCUAAUCUCGACAAGGGUGUCGGGCGAUAUUUCCCUCACUCUCGGCUCUCGGAUAUCGAUGCAGCCAAACUAGCCGUUGUGGCUCUCAGUUCAUGCAAACACUGCAACUGUGCGACAGCCUUCUCCGUAUGUGAGAAUGUCACCCCAGUUGUCAAAAACAAGAAAGGGCAGUCUAAUGGACAUGACACCUGUCAACAAGAGAGAAACAACACGACGAUUAUAACGGAAACGAAACGUGCGCAGGCGGUACCAAUUGUAGCUAUAAGGAGUGCAACAAAAAAGGUUGCACUGAACCAACUACACAGAAGUCAGGCCGAAGGGAGGAGCCAUAAUCUGCCACAUCUCGUCAUCAACCAGCAUCUCCCACUGUCACCACUAACGUGGACCAUGACCUGAGAAUUGUCAACGUUUGGUCGUCAAUCAGAGAUAUCCCCAUACCCACUUGUACUCCAGACAUAUCU
This is a messenger RNA of Sphaeroforma arctica JP610, 1249 nucleotides long. RefSeq lists its product as hypothetical. The coding region runs from base 102 to 1184 and encodes 360 amino acids. Lineage: Eukaryota; Ichthyosporea; Ichthyophonida. The transcript is spliced from 3 exons. The record is from RefSeq and is a predicted model, not a curated record.